AGUGUUCCUGAGGUACAUUUGAAAGUCCUCUUCCUCUUUCGCUCUCUUCUCUCCGCCUCUUCCACCGUUCGAGGCGGCUCCGAUCACCAUCCCGCAACGCCAUUGCCUUGGAGUUUGGUUUUGAGAGGUGUAGCCGAGGAAAUCCGGGUGGUAGUCUCCGGCCCAGAUCCUUUGAAGGAGUUGGGAGUAGUUCUGGGAGGCUGUCGUUCUUCAAAGGAGGGAGAUGCCUGCUCCGGGUUUCUCUUCGUCGAAGUCGGAGAAGAAGGCGGAUUCCAAUAAUGCGCCGAAUAAUCCCAGGAGAGAUCCUUACGAAGUUCUCGGGGUGGCUCGCAAUGCUACGGAUCAGGAAAUCAAGAGUGCGUACAGGAAAUUGGCGCUCAGGUACCAUCCUGACAAAAAUGCAAAUGAUGCUGCAGCAGCUGAUGUUUUUAAGGAAGUCACUUUUGCAUACAGUAUAUUGUCCGAUCCAAAUAAACGACAUCAAUAUGACACAUCAGGUUUCGAGGCUAUUGAAGCAGAAGGUCAAGAGCUGGAGCUUGAUCUUUCCAGUCUUAGUACUGUCAACACUAUGUUUGCUGCACUAUUCAGUAAACUUGGUGUUCCAAUUAAGACAACUGUUUCUGCAAUUGUUUUGGAGGAGGCACUUAAUGGUUCAGUUGCUGUUUUUCCGCUUUCGCUGGGGCAGUCAAUUUCUAGAAAGGUGGAAAAGCAGUGCGCGCAUUUUUAUUCAGUAGAAAUAACAGAAAGGGAGGCUCACGCGGGAGUGGUUUGUAGGGUCUGCUCAUCUGAGAAAAGCAAAUUCAAGCUCCUGUACUUCGAGCAGGAAGAGAAUGGUGGACUGAGCCUCGUGUUGCAGGAAGACAGCACUAAAACUGGCAAGGGUGCUUCAGCAGGAAUGUUCUUCCUUCGUUUUCCAGUAUAUCGGUUUGAUCCAAGCCAUUCGAUAUCAGUUGCUAAAGAUCCUGAUUCCGCCUUCUUUAAGAAAUUGGAUGGGUUUCAAGCAUGCGAGGUAAAUGAGUUGAAACCGGGCAUCCAUGUCUUUGCAGUCUAUGGCGACAACUUCUUUAAAAGUGUAAAUUACACAAUAGAAGUUAUGUCAGCGGAGAACUUUUCAGUUGAAACAAGAGAACUCCAGGACGUGGAAGCGAAGAUAUUAACUAAAAGAGCUGAGAUCUCCAAGUUUGAGAUGGAGUAUAGAGAGGUAUUAGCAAGAUUCAGAGAGAUGACCGACAGAUAUGCUCAGGAAAUGAAAGGGAUCGAUGAGCUUCUGAAGGAAAGGAAUGCAAUCCAUGCUUUAUACACCACCAAUCUGCCUUCAAAACGAACCACCUUCAAGGGGUCUAGGUGUGAAGAAGAGUGCCCGACAAAAGAAAAGAAGCCAAGGGACCGAUCGAGAAAGAAGAAAUGGUUCAAAAUUCACUUGAAGGUCGAUCGUCGAAAAGCAUGUUAAAAUGGUUAGAAAUUGCCAAUCUUCUACUCGAACUUUCUUACCGUCCAAUGGUUAAGCUUUGUUAUAGGUUUGCUUUUUGAAGCAUUUAGAGAUGCUGCAAGGAUCAAUCAUGGAUGCCUCUCAGGACCACAUUUUGUUCAAUCUUUGUAAGGGUCCAUUCCUUCCCUACCCUUUUUCGUGUUCGUUGGUAGAUUAUCAAUCGCGAAUUCUGAAUGAUAUAAGCUAAUAUUAUCUAUUAGCUGUCAUUUUGGCAGUUUGGAUAUAGGCAAUGCUGUGCGUAUAUUAGACUACCAUCUAUGGUCUUGAUACCUGCCCUGAUCCUUUUCAUUCAUCACUAUGAACUUGUGCAUCGUAAAGCUUAUUAACAAGAUUCAGCUUUUUAUAUUAUUUUA
This is a messenger RNA of Zingiber officinale, 1842 nucleotides long. RefSeq names its product chaperone protein dnaJ 16-like. The coding region runs from base 224 to 1450 and encodes 408 amino acids. NCBI's taxonomy places the organism in Eukaryota, Viridiplantae, Streptophyta, Magnoliopsida, Zingiberales, Zingiberaceae. The record is from RefSeq and is a predicted model, not a curated record. The transcript has 11 exons.